AUGGACCACAAGGAUGCAGUACUGGCAGCUCCACCGCCGCUUCAAAAACGGAUGGAGCUGCAAUCUAUAGAGGACUUUGAAGCCGAAAUGGAUGUCCUUGAUGCUGCGAAAGGAAUGACCGCGACUACAAAGCCGAUUCCGCAGCAUCUCCCCAAGAAACCCAAGAGAACCAUUGAUGCCGGUGCUCUUGAGGCCGAACGAAAAGCGCGAGAAGAGAUGGGAAACGAAAACUGGAUUGGAAAACUUCUUGAAUAUCGCCAAGCACGUCAAGCGAGGUUGAUCUCCGGAGCACCACCCAGGAACCAGGGUAUCGAGUACAAGGAGGUCCCUAUCAAUUCAAGUAUCAUCCGCUUCGCUUUUGCCGUUGAACUUGCAGAGUCUCCUCAGCAAUUUGGGGGUGCAGACCUGUCCUUCAGCAAUAAGAAGGACGCGAAACAAUGGGCAGCCAAGAAGGCUCUCGACUGGUUGACCGGAAGUAAUGGUAUGGCCUCUACUGGUAAGAGAACUAUUGACGUCAAAGCUCUUGAGGCUGAAAAGGCAGCGAGAGAGGAGAUAGGCAAUAACAACUGGGUUGGAAAACUGCUCGAAUACCGUAAUGCGCAUCCAGUCACAGCGCCAUCCAGAGUUGCACCAACUGGAGCACGUCCUGGGCUUGAUUACAAGGAGGAAAAUCUGAACUCAGGAAUUAUUCGAUUCGCUUAUACCAUCGAGAUUGAAGAGUCAACACAGACAUUCGGAGGAGCAGACCUAUCUUUUAGCAACAAGCAGGACGCCAAACAAUAUGCCGCUAAGAAAGCCAUUGAUUGGUUGAUAGCAAAUAGUCAUAUGCCCUCCGAUGGUUCCGCCCGAUUUUCGAAGCCGCCUCCACCGAUGCAGCUGCCUCAGUCAAAGAAGCGAAAGUCCACGUCUCCAUUAGGCUCCGGUCCCGCCGCCGAGGGAACGUUCAAGUACGCGACCAUGAUUCCACCCCUCUGUGGCAAGCUUGGCUUUGGGCCACCCUGUUACGAGUUGGAAAAGGCGGACAAUACUUCCUUCUGGAAUGGAUAUGCAAUCUUUCCUGGUAACCCCAUUAUUGAUGGGAAAGUGGGGGAAGUUAGGAAUAUCUACGGCAAGGACAAGACAAAGGAAGAGAUUGCGGCGGUAGUCUACAGCUUCUUGAAGGACAUCGAACGUCAGCGGGGAGAGCAAUUGGACAUUGAAGACAGGAAGAGGAAGCAUUCUCCGGAUGGCUCAGAUAAGUCAGAAUAG
Hyaloscypha bicolor E is the source of this 1248-nucleotide messenger RNA. RefSeq lists its product as uncharacterized. Lineage: Eukaryota; Fungi; Ascomycota; Leotiomycetes; Helotiales; Hyaloscyphaceae. The coding region runs from base 1 to 1248 and encodes 415 amino acids. The transcript is spliced from 3 exons. The record is from RefSeq and is a predicted model, not a curated record.